UAAUUUAUCAAAACUUGGACCAGUUUAAGAGAAAGAUCUUGCCACUAAAGUUAAAAGGAUGGUCCAAAAUAGAAGACGAGGACAGUGUGGUAUUUGAAUAUUAUAUCUUACCUUUCAUCCUACCUAAAUUUUCUUUGUCAGUUGCUUCUGAGCUUAGUUUUUCUGUUGCGGUAUAUAACUGGGUUUUACCUGAUGACCAUUCCAUCUACAAUGACCACAAAAGAUCUCUGAAGUAUACCUCCAUCUCCACUAUACUGUCCACUUUGGAAACAGCUCAAAUUUGUGAAGGCCUGAGUAAAGAGGAACAUAUCAAUGCCCUAUGUGAAGAUCCCACUCCAAUAUCUGGUCCCAGCAGUGUAAUGAAGCAUACCAUCCCCAUUGAGCGAAAGCACUAUGAAGAGGAUGGUCCACCAUUUCAGGCACAUGUUUACAUCCGAUCUGAAAAUUGUGAGUUGCUUUGUAGUGACAUUGCAUGUCCCAGUUGCAGCAAGCUAGAGAGUACCCUUGGGAAAAUGAAAGAAAGUAAAGCCAAGCAGACACUUGAGCCUCUCAAAGCUAAUGCACCUCUGUCUAUUUCAAGUAAAGAAAGGUUGGUUACAACUGUUCAGAAACAAAGGUUGGUCUGUAAAGAACUUGAAGGUCGGAUAGUUGAACUGGAGAAAGAAAUUGAACAGAACAGUAUCUCGAUUGACGAAACAAUGGAAAAAGAUAUCUUGGCUAUUCUUGCUGACAGUUCUGCAGACGUUACCCCCACAUGA
Messenger RNA from Paramuricea clavata, 758 nucleotides. The record is from the annotation of a GenBank genome assembly. NCBI's taxonomy places the organism in Eukaryota, Metazoa, Cnidaria, Anthozoa, Malacalcyonacea, Plexauridae.